UUCUAGGCGACCAUCAUGGUGUUCCAGGCUCUUGCGCAGUACCAGAUAGACAUUCCGCAGCAUAAAGACGUGAAUUUGGAUGUUUCUAUUCUCCUGCCACGCCGUGCUAGUCCAAUAAACUACAAAAUCUUAAACCAGAAUGCUCUGGUGGCCAGAACAGCAGAGACCAAAUGGAAUGAAGACUUCACUGUGAAGGCAGAAGGAACUGGACAAGGGACCUUAACUGUAAUAACGAUUUAUAAUGCAAAGCUACGGGAGGAUGAAUCUCAGUGUAAGAAGUUUGACCUGAGGGUAUCGGUCGAAGAAGCCCAGGGCGUUAAGAAGCCGGAAGGAGCGAUGCGUUCAGUCUAUAUUAAAAUCUGCAUCAGGUUCCUCGGUGUGGUUGAUGCCACAAUGUCCAUCAUCGAUAUCUCCAUGCUCACUGGCUUCUCACCAGAUGUGAAGGAUCUUAAGAGACUUUCCCAAGGGGUCGACAGAUACAUUUCCAAGUUUGAAAUCGACAAAGCGCCAUCUGACAGAGGCAACCUCAUAAUCUACCUGGACAAGGUUUCUCACACAGAGGAUGAAUGCCUGCAGUUUAAAGCUCACCAGUUUUUCGAAGUUGGUCUCAUUCAGCCGGCAUCCGUCACAGUCUACGACUAUUACACCAUAGAUGACCGAUGCACCAAGUUCUACCACCCGUCUAACCAGAGCGGGCUCUUCAAUAAGAUCUGUCAUGGGGACGUCUGCCGCUGUGUGGAAGAAAGCUGCUUCAUGCAGCAGAAGAUAGAGGGUCCCAUCACCCUGAACAAGCGAAUGGAGGAAGCCUGCAAACCUGGAGUGGAUUAUGUGUAUAAAACCAGGCUUGUUAGAAGUGAAGAAGUGGACGGGUCUGACUACUACACCAUGGAAAUUUUGGAAAUCAUUAAAACAGGAACUGAUGAAAAUCCACAAGGAAAAACCCGCCAAUUCAUCAGCCACAUAAAAUGCAGGGAGUCUCUGAGGCUGGAGCGUAACAAAGACUACGACUUGUGGCCCAGGAAAGCUGAGCUAUCCUACAUCAUUGGCAAGGACACCUGGAUCGAGAAGUGGCCCAACGAGGACGAAUGCCGGAAGCCGGAUUUCCAGAACCUCUGCCAGGAAUUCCUUGAGUUCUCUGAAACCAUGACCAUGUUUGGCUGCCCAACCUAAACUUGGACCCAGCUUUCCCAGCAGCCCCAAUUGGACAGUUUGAGCUGAGAUGGAGCAUAACACUCAGGUGGAGACAGCUCCACUCAGAGUCCCAAUGCUGCUGACACUCGCUGCUAGUCCUGUCCUCUUUGGGGGUUUCACUCUCUUUUCUUCUUAUUGUUUCUAUAUAUAUAUAUAUAGAAGGCUGAUUUCUUACCCUGGCCUGCUGUGUGACUUUUUACCAAUCUUUACAUAGUCUGCAAUAUAGCUGUAUAAGUAACCAGCUACUAGGAUCAUGGGUGCAUGAGAAACACCUUAAAUUAGAUUAGGAUGGACAAGCAUGAAUGGGUGGCUAGAUAUGCAUGGAUGGAUAUUUGGGAGAGAGUCUUCUGUACCACUGUGUGCCUAGGGUGACCACACAACCCGUUUUGGCUGGGCCAGUCCCUUUUUUCAGCCCUGUCCUGGCCAUCCCGACUUUUUGUCAAAAAAGUGGGGUUUUGAGGAAUGUGCAGGGAGAGGAGCGGCGAUGUCACUCUUCAGUCUAUAAGAUACCAUUAGAGAUGCUUAGGUUUUGCAGGUCUCAAACUGUGGAUUUGUGUCUCCAGAGAUAAUAUGCUUGUUAACAGUAAAGAUGUUUUUAAAUAAAUACAUAAAUAUAUAAA
This is a messenger RNA of Mauremys mutica (yellowpond turtle), 1811 nucleotides long. RefSeq names its product complement C3-like. The record is from RefSeq and is a predicted model, not a curated record. Gene Ontology annotation, molecular function: protein binding. Gene Ontology annotation, cellular component: extracellular region. The transcript has 12 exons. Lineage: Eukaryota; Metazoa; Chordata; Testudines; Geoemydidae. Bases 16 to 1170 code for a protein of 384 amino acids.